AUGCUGAACCCGCAGAUUCCGGCGCGAAUAGCGCCACGAAACAGACAAUUUCCAGAAUUUCGGCGCGAUCAGUGCCAGGAUUACGUCUCUUCUCUAGGUUUAUGUCCUGGUGUCAAUACAUUGAUCAGAGAAAUAGUUUGCUGCUUAUACUAUAUGUAUGGGGUGCACAAAGUCCUUGGAAUAGAGGGUGGAUAUAGAGGUUUUUAUUCUCGAAAUACAAUUCCAUUAACACCAAAGGUUGUCAAUGACAUCCAUAAACGUGGUGGAACUAUCCUUGGAACAUCAAGAGGAGGCUAUGACACCUCAAAGAUUGUUGAUAGCAUUCAAGAUCGGGGAAUUAAUCAGGUUUACAUAGUUGGAGGAGAUGGAACUCAGAGAGGGGCUUCUGUGAUUUUUGAGGAAAUUAGAAGACGUGGCUUGAAAGUUUCAGUGGUAGGAAUUCCAAAAGCUGUUGAUAAUGAUAUCCCAGUUAUUGAUAAGUCAUUUGGUUUUGACACGGCUGUUGAAGAGGCACAACGAGCUAUAAAUGCAGCUCAUGUGGAAGCAGAAAGCAUUGAGAAUGGAAUUGGUGUUGUCAAGUUAAUGUGUCGUUUCAGUGUUAUUCUGUUGUCAUCUUUGGUCAUUUUCAUACCAAAUCAUGAGACACAUCCUUCCCAGACAUAUUUGGUGACUGAAAGGUCUGGCUUUAGUUAUUUCAGGGCCAUCCACAUUGACAAACAUAAACACUUAUCCUUUAGUGAUCUUGCCAGAUUGUUCCCUCAUGAUUUGCAACAUCUUCCUUCUAGAAUAUCAGUAAUUGUUCUAUUUUGGUUCAUAGAAGUAACAUCAGAUCUUUGGUCUACAUGA
Gastrolobium bilobum is the source of this 846-nucleotide messenger RNA. RefSeq names its product ATP-dependent 6-phosphofructokinase 3-like. Bases 1 to 846 code for a protein of 281 amino acids. NCBI's taxonomy places the organism in Eukaryota, Viridiplantae, Streptophyta, Magnoliopsida, Fabales, Fabaceae. Gene Ontology annotation, cellular component: cytoplasm. The record is from RefSeq and is a predicted model, not a curated record. Gene Ontology annotation, molecular function: 6-phosphofructokinase activity. Gene Ontology annotation, biological process: fructose 6-phosphate metabolic process; glycolytic process. The transcript is spliced from 6 exons.